CAGGUGGAUUACCCGAUCCACGACGUCCUCCAGAUGAUGGGUCGCGCCAGCCGCCCCGGCGUUGACACGUCCGGCAUGUGCGUGCUGCUGACGCAGAACUCGAAGAAGGAGUAUUAUAAGAAGUUCAUCUACGAGCCGCUCCCUGUCGAGAGCCAUCUCGACCAGCGCAUGGCGGACCACAUGAACGCCGAGAUCGUGAUGAAGACGAUCGAGAAUAAGCAGGACGACGCCGUCGAUUGGCUCACGUGGACGUUCUACUACCGGAGGCUUUCCCAGAACCCGAACUAUUACGGGCUUCAGGGCGUGACGCACCAGCACCUGAGCGACCACCUGUCCGAGG
Messenger RNA from Prorocentrum cordatum, 340 nucleotides. The record is from the annotation of a GenBank genome assembly. Lineage: Eukaryota; Dinophyceae; Prorocentrales; Prorocentraceae.